This is a messenger RNA of Homalodisca vitripennis (glassy-winged sharpshooter), 410 nucleotides long. RefSeq lists its product as uncharacterized. The coding region runs from base 96 to 410 and encodes 104 amino acids. The transcript is spliced from 4 exons. NCBI's taxonomy places the organism in Eukaryota, Metazoa, Arthropoda, Insecta, Hemiptera, Cicadellidae. The record is from RefSeq and is a predicted model, not a curated record.
GAAGAUAAGGAAGGUGUGAAAGCAGAAAGCGGACGACACAGCAUGCUCACCGUUCCACCCCUCCCCUCUACACCUCCGCCCACAUUCGAGGAAAUAUGAACACUUUGGGACAAUUAGUGGUUGUGAACCCCCACGAUCCCUUCAGCUAUGGGGAACACCAGCCAACAGUGACAGUGUGUAAAGUUGCUGGGCCUAAUGCUGCCGAUACUCCUGACACACUUGAGUUCCUACACAACCCUGGACCCUUCAUCAGUGGAGUAACUCACAAGAACACUGUUCUCCAAUAUCUGAAGAAACAGUGUAGUCAGUAUACUCACUCAUCUGAAAAACUCCUUUAUGAUUUAAUACGGCUAGUUAUAAAACUGAAUGGUGUAGUUGAUAUGACGGACGUUGGCCCCCUGACUUGUUGA